Molecule: messenger RNA, 1767 nt
Organism: Odontomachus brunneus
Lineage: Eukaryota; Metazoa; Arthropoda; Insecta; Hymenoptera; Formicidae
Gene: Tcs4
Product: probable tRNA N6-adenosine threonylcarbamoyltransferase, mitochondrial
Exons: 7
Coding region: 675-1766 (363 amino acids)
Biological process (GO): tRNA threonylcarbamoyladenosine modification
Cellular component (GO): mitochondrion
Source: RefSeq, a predicted model, not a curated record
CCUAGAUGUCGCCGUAGAUGGCGUUGGGCCUAGAGUCUGGAGCUAAGAGAACAGAAUGGAAUGGAAUAUUUUUGUUGUUAGAAUGGUGUUGGGAAAAAAUCGUAGAAUUAUCUGGAACCAAUAGUCCCGGCCUAACCGCCGUCACGACAAGACAUGUUCGAACAAGUUCGGACCUUGUGAUUUUUUUGGAUCGUGUCUUGAAAAUUUCCAAGACUUUGCUCUCGAAUUAUAUCAUUAAUCGGAAACUGGCGUUGGGGCAUUACUCUUAGAGAGGCCUGUAGCCAAAUAUUGAAGGAAGGAAGGAAGGAUCUGGAACCAAUAUUGAGAGAGAGAGAGAGGGAAAAUAUUUUUGUUUAUAACCUAUUAGUGUUGCGUCUAUAACCUGUAUAAUCACAUAAAAUUGCGUAUCUUUCGAUACACAAUGGUCAAGUUCAAACAGUGAACACGUUGCGAAGAUAUACAGACAGCAGACCGGCUAUUAUUUUAGGAAUCGAAACGAGCUGUGAUGAUACCGGAUGUGGAAUUGUAGACACUACGGGAAAAAUAUUAGGCGAGGCAAUAAACUCGCAGCAUGUCACUCACUUAAAGUAUGGCUAUUGCAUUGUCAGUACUUAUCGUAACGUAAAGUAAAAAUGUCGUUCGUUAAUCAUAAUAAAGUUAUGAUGCGGUAAAAGAUGACAGGUUCGAAGUUAUACAAUUUGUCAUUGACUGUGUAUAGACAUGGUGGCAUAAUACCUACAAUUGCUAGUGAAAUUCAUAGACAACAUAUUACCACAGUCUGUGAAAAUGCAUUAAGAUCAGCUGAUCUAAGAUUAAGGGAUGUAGAUGCUGUUGCAACCACAACAAUGCCAGGCCUUCUCAAUUCGCUUAACGUUGGAAAUACCUUUGGCAAGUAUCUUUCUAGGGUUGGUAACAAACCAUAUAUACCAAUACAUCACAUGGAAGCUCAUGCAUUAACUGUAAGGAUGACAGAGAAGGUAAACUUUCCUUAUUUAGUUUUGUUAAUAUCAGGCGGCCAUAGUUUACUGGCCAUAGUUGAUAGUGUUGAUAAAUUUUAUACACUGGGUACUACAUUGGAUAAUGCACUUGGUGAAGUUCUUGAUAAGAUUGCACGCAGACUGAAGCUCAUUAAUAUACCAGAGUUCUCACAUAUGAGUGGUGGUCAAGCGAUAGAGAAUGCAGCGACUAAAGCGACUGAUCCAAAAAAAUUCGAGUUUUCAUCUUACUUGACGAGAAAGAGAGACUGUCAAUUUAGUUUUGGGGCUAUUUGGAGUACUGCUCUCGAAUACAUCACCAACCAAGAGAAAGAGUUGCAGAUUGAUGCGAGUAAGAUAAUUCCUGAUGCAUAUAAUCUCUGCGCCUCGCUACAAUGGUGCAUUGCGAGGCACAUAUGUCUUCGAACGCAAAGGGCAAUGCAAUUUAUUGAUGAAAUGAAUUUGAUACCACAGGAGAAGCGAACCUUAGUAAUAUCUGGCGGGGUAGCUUGCAAUAAUUUUUUCGCAAGAGCUUUGGAAAUUGUUUGCUCGGAAAAAGGGUUCCAAUUCGUCCGAACUCCACCUCGAUUAUGCAACGAUAACGGCGUAAUGAUAGCGUGGAACGGCGUAGAACGAUGGAUAGCAAAUGCAGGUGUCAUUCGGGAUAGAAAUGAAAUUGAGACGGUGACCAUCGAGAAAAAGAUGCCGCUCGGGGAAAAUUGGAUAGAAAAAGUGCGAGAUGCGAACAUAAAGUGUAAGCUGGUAAAAUUAAAUGUCUUAUCAACAUACUAAA